UGGCGACUGGGCAUGCUCAGUCGCCGCCCGCGGUGUGCUUCCAGGGAAACCUCCGCACUCCCUACCCGGGCUGCUCUCUGUUGCCUCCUUGCCGCCGGCCUCCUGGGGUCCAUCCCAGCUUGCUCUGCUCCUAGCGACCCAGAUUCCUGCCCCGCCUCCGCCCCUCCCGCGCCCGCAUCCGGUGCUGCAGCCGCGGCCACCCUGGUCCAGGCUCUGCGCCGGGGACCGACCUCGUCGAUCGCCGCGGUGGAACUUGCAGCUGGAGCCCUUGCGGAACGCGGAGAUGGAGACCCGACUGCCGCACGCCAGGACCUGCUGAGCUUCUGCCGCCGCUGAGUCCAUGAAUUUGCAUGUGCUACUUGGGGAACCCCCAGAACCCUACAUCUAAGCUUACAUUUACUUUGACAAAGGCAAAUUUGGAAGCAAUUACUUGAGAACCAUUUGUAUAACACCUGGAUAAUCAAAACAGGCACAAUGAAGCACUUCCUGAGGAUUUCUUCAAGCAAGAAUUAACUUUCAUUAACAAAUUCAUUGAAACUGUUCAAAAUAAGCCACUUUUCUCUUACUAUUCCAAAAGAAGAUGUCAGAGUCACAAAUUUAAGAUGAUGGAGUAGUGUUGUACUACAGGUACCCACACCCCCUCACCCCAGAGGCAGGAGACUACAUGGUCCUAGGUGCAUCUCCUGUUUCAGAGGCCUCAUCCCUGCUGAAUGGAUUCCUCUAACAAAGAAGCACAAGACAGGAGCUCACUUUUAUUUGAAUGCUGAUCCAGGUGUGCCUGUAUUUUUACUGUAAAUUUUUGUGGCGUUGCCUGAAAUUUGUAAUGAGAAAGCUGACUGGAAGAUGUGAACUGCAACGGAUCUGUUACAAUACCAAGCCUGGAGCUUCUAGAACUAUGAAAAUCGAAACAUCACUGAGGGAUUCAAAAAGUAAGCUACUGCAGACUUCAGUGAGUGUUCAUCCUGAUGCUAUUGAAAAAACUAUAGAAGACAUUAUGGAACUGAAAAAAAUUAACGCUGACAUAAAUCCACAGUUGGGAAUCUCUCUUCAAGCUUGCCUUCUGCAAAUUGUUGGGUACAGAAACCUUAUUGCAGAUGUGGAAAAACUGCGCAGAGAACCCUAUGACUCUGAUAAUCCCCAACAUGAAGAAAUGCUUUUGAAGUUAUGGAAAUUCUUGAAGCCCAAUACUCCGCUGGAAUCCCGGAUUUCUAAGCAGUGGUGUGAAAUUGGUUUCCAAGGUGAUGAUCCUAAAACAGAUUUUCGAGGAAUGGGACUUUUGGGACUGUACAAUUUGCAGUAUUUUGCAGAAAGGGAUGCUGCAGCAGCUCAGCAGGUCCUAUCUGAUUCUCUUCAUCCAAAAUGCAGCAAAUUCAGCAAAGCAGAAUGGGAGAAGAAAAGGAUGGAUAAAGCAAUUGGGUACUCGUUUGCAAUUGUGGGCAUCAAUAUAACUGAUCUGGCAUAUAAUCUACUGGUGAGUGGAGCUCUAAAAACUCAUUUCUACAACAUCGCUCCAGAAGCUCCAACAUUAUCUCACUUCCAGCAAACAUUCUGCUAUUUGAUGCACGAGUUUCAUAAGUUUUGGAUUGAAGAGGACCCCAUGGACAUAAUGGAAUUUAAUCGUGUGCGGGAGAAAUUCCGCAAGAGGAUCAUAAAACAGCUGCAGAAUCCAGACAUGGCAUUGUGCCCACACUUUGCUGCCUCAGAAGGUUUAAUCAACAUAUAAUCACCCACACUGGUUUUAAUGGAUACCCCAGGACAGUGCCUCAUUAUUGUGUUAGAUCUCUGCUUAGGUCCCAGCUCACACACUGAAUGCACACAGUGAUUGUAUGCAUGCCUGUUGGUACAGUGUUUUCAUAUCUUCGUCAUAAUUACCAGAUCCCCAAAUACCACAAUUUCUGCAGUAUCUGUCACCCAGUGACUGCUCAUAUUGUGGCAUCAUGCAGUGUUACAUCUUGCCUUGACACCUGGUAUGGAGAGAGUUUUCUAUUUUUUUAAAUUGGCUUCCUCUCCCUCAUAAUUUAGUGUUGAAGAAUUGUAUUUCUCUAGCUGUAUUUUAUAUGUAAAAGAUUUAGCUGAAUUUUGUUCUGUGAAAGCCUUUUAAUUUAUUGAUAUGUUUCAUGACUAUAGCUGCUAGCUCUUCAAGCCAGGCUUGGACCUCAUUCCAAUAAAGUAUGACUUGAAAAUAAUACAAACAGACACAUGAUAAGACAAAUCAUUCUUGCAAAUACUGCUGCACUUCAUGAAAAUGUAACGAGGCUAACAAGAAGCAAAUUUAGGUAGGUGCUGUUUUUUUUGAAGUACCACAGAAUUAUAUUGUAAUUUACCCCCAGUUGUAAUUGUGGCAUAGUCAUCUGGACAUCAAAUUAUUUUAUUCCCAUAAUUUUACUGGCUUGGAUGCCUAAAUAUGUUUAUGAUGCUUGGAGCCUCAGAAAAGAAGCAUGCACACUGCAAAAGCUCCAAAAGCUUUUUCACUGUCUGCCUCUUGCUGAACUCAGAGUUACAUCCUGGCACUGUUCUGAUCUAGGCAUCUUUGCUUGGGGCACUGAGUGCUGUCUGGUUUGUUGUCUAUGUCAAGAGGUAAUAAUAAAAAACAAUUUGCAAGAAAAUAUGUUGCAAGAGAAGAACCUGAGCUAUGUCAUUCUGUAAUAUUUCUUGAAACUAAUGACCUUGUCUUUUAUCAGUGGAAGAAAUAAAUUGCUUGGAAGGAGAACAAAAUCAAGUCAUUUCAAAACUGCUUAAAAUCAUUUUAAAAACCAAGAUUUAGUUUGGAAUUAAUUAUGAUUGUAGUCUGUUGAAUAGUAUUUACCAUGGCAUUUCAUACCCAUGGUGUUUUAUACCUUCAGGCUAUCAGUUUUAGUAUUAUUAGAUGUUUGUGUACUCACUUGCUUAUUUAAGUGAAUUUUGAGUACUGCCUAACUCAGUUAUGAAUAAAUUACAUGUCAUUCUACUAUAAUGUAUAGUGGAUUUCAUUUUAAUAUUUUUGUGCUUGUACAGCUUCUGAACAUGCAGAUAUGUGAGUGGGUAGAAUGUCAAAGACAGACAACCUGAAGCUGUAUAUAAAUCAUGCCAUCGUUCAGAGUAAUCAGGUGUGAAUUACAGUAUGUCAUGUCUGAGAGACUGCUUUUAUUUAACUAAUCUUGAGGCCUGGUGUUGCUUUAAUGAAAGAAUAAGAUCAAGCUUUUUCUUUGCAUCUUCCUCUGAAGCCUGAUUUGUCUACUGCUAGACAGCUGAUGUAGAAAACAUUAAGGUGCCUGUUGUUUCCUGGUCCAUUCUAGCUCCUCUGGGAUUUUGCUGUUCUUUCCCUUUCAGCUGUAUGCCAGGUGGCAGGAUUUUGCAUUGCAUCUUUUAUAGCCCUGUGUCCUUUCUUAGAAUGGGGAAAGGAAGGAGUUGGUUAAAGCAUGAUAUAUACCAUGAGUAGUGACAAGAAUAUAUAUUCCUCUCCAGAGUAAGUGAGAAUUUGUGAACCCAGUAAAUGGCCUGUCUUGAGAGCCCUGAAUUUGCUGUAGCUGCUAUAUAUGAAGGUGUUCUUCCAUGUUCAGUACAGCCUUUGAAGCCGCAUGUAUGCAUUGCCUCUUCCUAUCCACUAUGGUCCUGUGUCACUGACAUGGCUUGAUAAUAUGUGGCAUCUAUACCAGCUCAUGUCUCUUCUGUUCAAGUAGAGAUAGUUGAUGGUAACAAAGCUAGGAGCUUUCCCUCCCAGCUCCUUGAAUGAUUUCUCUCUAUUGUAUCUUAACAUGGCUGCACAAUUUUAGGAUGAACAAACUCUGCCAGCUCCUUCUAGUUCUGAGUAUUAUUAGAUUUCUUGUUUGCAUCUCUUUGUGGAAGAUGCAUUAUAUCCUGUAAUAUGAAGUGAGGUGAGAAAAAAAAAGAGGAGAAGCUUUCAAGCCAUUAAAAAAAGUGUGAUGUCUUUGUGUUUUUCCCUUGAGCAUUUUUAGUUUGCUUAUACUUCAUUGAACAAGA
Balaenoptera musculus (blue whale) is the source of this 3960-nucleotide messenger RNA. It is a transcript of the gene ELMOD1, whose product is annotated as ELMO domain containing 1. Gene Ontology annotation, molecular function: GTPase activator activity. Lineage: Eukaryota; Metazoa; Chordata; Mammalia; Artiodactyla; Balaenopteridae. The coding region runs from base 761 to 1723 and encodes 320 amino acids. The record is from RefSeq and is a predicted model, not a curated record. The transcript is spliced from 13 exons.